Messenger RNA from Raphanus sativus (radish), 2043 nucleotides. RefSeq lists its product as uncharacterized. NCBI's taxonomy places the organism in Eukaryota, Viridiplantae, Streptophyta, Magnoliopsida, Brassicales, Brassicaceae. Gene Ontology annotation, biological process: mRNA splicing, via spliceosome. Gene Ontology annotation, cellular component: U2-type spliceosomal complex. Gene Ontology annotation, molecular function: RNA binding. Bases 157 to 1449 code for a protein of 430 amino acids. The record is from RefSeq and is a predicted model, not a curated record. The transcript is spliced from 4 exons.
UGAACUGACUAAACGUUUCACCCAGUUUCGAGAUUAGGGUUUUCUCGUUGGCAACGUUUGUGUCAUAUAAACUUUGAGUUUCUGUCAUUACGUUUCUCUCUCAAAGUAAAGACAUAAAUUGAGUUUUGAUUGAACUACAAGUCUCAAGUUGCAAAGAUGUCGGUCACAGCAGGAGUUAGUGGUGCUGCACUUGCGACUAGGGCAAAACUACAAGGUGGGAUUAGUCAGACUAGAGUAGGAAGAUAUUGGCCUGGACAAGCUCCCAAGUGGGCCAAGGAAUCUGAAGAAGAUCAUGAUGAUGAUGAUGAUCAUGUUGGGAAGCACAAGGAGAAAAAGGUUGAUGAGUUGGAGAGGAACAAGAAUGAUGAUCCAAGGCUGCGCCGUUUAGGUCAGACCACCAGAACUGAAAGCCGUGAACAAGUUAGAGCUGAGGUUGUGUCUACAGAAGAAGAAGAGAUUAUAGAGGAGGAAGAAGAUGUAGAAGCCCUGGAAGAAAGAAGAAGCAGAAUCAGAGAAAAGAAUCUUAAAAGAACUAGAGAGGAGGCUGAUCUACUACUUCCACUAGAAGAUGAAGAAGAAGAGGUACAAGAUGAGGAAGAGGAAGAAGAGUCAGAGUACGAGACUGAUUCAGAAGAGAUGGUGUUCGGUAUCAAGAUGAAGAAGCCUCUCUUUGUACCGAAAGCUGAGAGAGAUACAGUAGAAGAACGUGAGAAGAUUGAGGCUGAAGAAGAGUCUCUUGAGAGACUAGCAAAGAUUAAGAUGAGGAAGAUGGAGACAAAGGCAAUAGUGGUCGAGGAAGUUAGAAAAGACGAAGAGAGACGCAAGAACGUGUUACAGGAAGAAGCAAAUCUUGGAGAUGUUGAUACCGAUGAUGAGACCAACGAAGCUGAAGAGUACGAAGCUUGGAAGACAAGGGAACUCGGUAGGAUCAAGAGAGACAAAGAUGCAAGGGUGGCUAUGACUAAAGAGAAGGAAGAAGUAGACAAGCUGAGGAACAUGACGGAGCAGGAGAGGAAAGAAUGGGAGAGUAACGAUCCCAAGCCGCCUUCAUCAUUAUCAGAGAAACCGAAAAAGAAGUGGAAGUUUAUGCAAAGAUACUUCCACAAGGGUGCCUACUUCCAAGAGCAAGGAUCUGAUGAAACAGAUGGUAUAUAUAAGCGAGACUACUCUGCUCCAACGGGAGUAGAUAGGCUGGACAAGUCGGUUCUGCGGGAAGUCAUGCAGGUGAAGCGCUUUGGUCGGAGUGGGGGAACUAAGUGGACGCACCUUGUCAAAGAGGAUACAACAUAUGGUGGCAAAAGCAAAAAGGACGAGGAGGAUAAAACUAAAGAUUGGAGUGACCCUUGGGUUUCUAAUGUUUUUCUACGUAGAAAGUACAAUAAGAGAAUGGCGGCCAUGGAUGCUCCUAUUGCAAGACCAAGCGGUAGCAAGAAGAUGAAAGCUUGGUGAGACCUAAACCACACCAGCAUCUGAUCGAGUUUCAGCCAAAAGUGACUCAAAGUUGUUAACAAAUUUAAAAGAGGAAAAUACUUCUUGAGCUUUGCAAGCUCCUGCCUCACACACAAUUACAACGCCAUGAAAAUUGAAUAUAGUGUAAGACAGACAAGGGACCGUUCCUUACAACAAAACAGAGAAGAACACUGACCUUGAUUUUGGACAACAUGAUCUUGAACCUAUCAAAGUCAUUGAGACAUAGGUAAUGCAUGUAAAACAAACAAAACAAGUCACCGGCUUUGUCCAUUGCCUCAAUGAGAUUCUUCUUCUUAGGCACUCUGUUGUUAUCAGUGACGAUAUUGGUAAGAGAAAGCCUCUUCAAAUCCAUCUGGAUUCUCUCCAUGUCAGGGGCAUCCACAAACGCCUAUACAAGUAGUAUACGGACAUAACAAUUUAAUAGACAACCAAACACUAACGACAUACAUGAAAGAUAAACACAAGUGAAAACAAACACUUAGAAUCCUCGGACACAUGUAGGUGGCAAGUGAAACUUAAUAGUGAAUAGGUGAUUAACUGUAAGACUAUCUCCAUCUGUAGGUUGUUGACAGU